Messenger RNA from Pteropus alecto (black flying fox), 6195 nucleotides. RefSeq names its product RAB11 family interacting protein 5 (gene RAB11FIP5). Bases 667 to 4167 code for a protein of 1166 amino acids. Gene Ontology annotation, biological process: regulated exocytosis. The record is from RefSeq and is a predicted model, not a curated record. Gene Ontology annotation, molecular function: small GTPase binding. Gene Ontology annotation, cellular component: mitochondrion; secretory granule; phagocytic vesicle. Lineage: Eukaryota; Metazoa; Chordata; Mammalia; Chiroptera; Pteropodidae. The transcript is spliced from 6 exons.
CUGUAUGGUGCGGCCAGCCCGGCAGAAUUGGCUUGGCCAGCCGCUCCUUUUUGAGCCUUCUCCUAGGAGUCUGAGUGGUUUGGGAGGAGGAUUUGGGAAGCAGAGGAAGGAAGAGCUCCCCUCCCCUGUAGAGUGGGCUCCACCCACCUGGUCAUGUGUGUUAGUGGUCUCUCUGGGAGUGCGUAGUAGGAAGAACAUGGGCUUUGUAGCUCCGCAUCUCCCCUCUGCUUCCCGGCUACUUGUUCUCUGUGAGUUACUUUACCUCUGAGCCUCAGCCUCCUGCUCUGUAAAACUGGGUAGUGUCUCCGACCUUAUGGACUUGUGAGGUGUGAGAUGAGAACCCCUGCGCUCCUGUGGCACACAGUAGGUGCUCAGCAGAUACGAAUGUUCCUUCCCUGGCACUCUUGCUUCAAGCCCCUUUAUACCAUCUUGUCUGCUUCUCCAUGUCACAGAAGUGUUCCUGGUGGGGCUUGGGGUGAGUCAGUGAGUGGGUGAGGUGUGUGUAUUUGCACUAGUGUUCCUGUGUUCCUGGCCCUAGGCCUCUGGUGAGCUGUUCUUUCCUGGGCUCACUGGUGUCUCAAAGCAGAGCUUUAGCUGGGACUGGCCAGAAGAGAUGAUGUAAACAGGGAAAAAUGUGGGCAGGUCUUUCCAUACCAGUGCCUGGAGAUGUGGUACAAGCUGCACUCCAAGGCGGGCAAGAAGGAGAAGGAACGUGGGGAGAUCCAGGUCACCAUCCAGUUCACUCGCAACAACUUGAGUGCCAGUAUGUUUGACCUGUCUGUGAAGGACAAGCCGCGGUCCCCCUUCAGCAAGAUCAAAGACAAGAUGAAGGGCAAGAAGAAGUAUGACCUGGAAUCUGCUUCUGCCAUCCUCCCAAGCAGUGCCCUGGAGGAUCCUGAGCUGGGCAGCCUGGGCAAGAUGGGCAAAGCCAAAGGUUUCUUCCUCCGCAACAAACUGCGCAAGUCGUCCCUGACCCAGUCCAACACGUCACUGGGCUCAGACAGCACCCUGUCCUCAGCCAGCGGGAGCCUGGCCUACCAGGGCCCGGGCGCUGAGCUCCUCACCCGCUCGCCAAGCCGCAGCAGCUGGCUGUCCACCGACGGGGGCAAGGAUUCUGCACAGUCCCCCAAGCUGCUCACCCACAAAAGGACCUGCAGCGACGAGGCCAGCCAGAUGCGAGCAGCUCCCCCCCGGGCCCUUCUUGAACUUCAGGGCCACCUUGACACCGCCUCCCGCUCUUCUCUCUGUGUCAACGGCAGCCACGUUUACAACGAGGAGCCCCAGGGCCUCUUGCGGCACCGCAGCUCCAUCUCCGGCCCAUUUCCACCCUCCAGCUCCCUGCACAGUGUCUCUUCACGGCCCUCUGACGAGGGGCCUCGGUCUGCAGAUGACUCCUGGGGCAGAGGCAGCCAUGGCACCAGCAGCUCAGAGGCAGUGCUUGGACAGGAGGAGCUGAGCACUCAGGCCAAAGUUCUGGCCAUGGCGGCCAGCCACUCUGGAGAGGAAGAAGGAGCCCGGCCCCCAGAGGGGAAGCCAGUACAGGUUGCCACACCCAUGGUGGCCUCCUCUGAGGCUGUGGUGGAAAAGGAGGGACCCCGGAAGGAGGAGCGGAAACCCCGGAUGGGCCUGUUCCACCAUCACCACCAGGGCCUGAGUCGGAGCGAGUUGGGGCGCCGUGGCUCUCUGGGGGAGAAGGGAGGUCUCACCCUAGGAGCCUCCCCACAUCAUUCAUCCAGCGGGGAGGAAAAGGUCAAGAGUAGCUGGUUUGGCUUGAGGGAAGCCAAGGAACCAACUCAGAAACCCAGCCUGGACGUGUCUCCUCAGGUAGAACCUGACCCAGCUGCUCCUCCUCACCACCUCCCCUGCUCCCCCUGUGCUCCGGCCCCCCCUACUCCUGCUCCCACCGCUGCUCCCAUGCUAAGCACUAACCUUUUUGCAGCCGCCUCCCCUGCUGCUACCACUGCUGCUGCUGUCACCGCCGCCCCUGAAGCCACCCCAUCUGGAUUCUUGGGUCUCACCAACCCGUUCCUCACCUCCUUGCAGAGCAACCCUUUCUUCGAAGAACUCUUAGCCGACAUAGCACUAAACUCUCCUUCACCUGCUCCCUCUCUCCCCAGUGCCUCGAAGGCCAGCCCCACACCCCUGGCCUCCCCUGGGAAAGCCCCGCCUGAGUGGGAAGACACCUUCAGCGUCUUUACUGCCAGCAGGCUGCGUCCAGAGGCUAGGAGCAAGAUUCUGGCCCCUGCAGGAGUGGGGCUGGAGGCGACUGGGCUGCAAGACCCAGGCCCCGGGGCCAUGACAGUGAAGGCAGCUGAGCCCCAGGGAGACCCUGGGGGAGGAGGAAGAGGUGGGAGCAGCGUGUGGCUGGAACCCAGAGUUCCUCUGGACUUGGGACUGGAUCACCAGAGCACGAGUGUGGCCAACCUGGGGCCCCUCGGGUCAGUAGGGGCCAGCCUGACCUCCACGUCAGCCUUGCUACACCCACAAGCCUCAGACGCCGAAGCAGACAGGGAGCCAACGGUGCCAGGAGGGGAAGCAGGACAAAGUCCAGCAGACAGUGCGACAUCUCUGUUUAGCUCUCCAGAAGUGAUCAGUGUGUGGGAGAGGCUGCCUGGUCCAGAUGACGCCCCUAAGAGCCAGGAUGAGGAGGCCUCCAGAGGCGAGAGCCAGCUUUUUCAUGAGCUCAAUACCGUCGAAAAUUCGUGGCCUUGGGAUGUGGUCACCAUUUCUCCUGCAGCUGAGAUGUCCUCACCAAUCAUACGGGGAGAAGAGUCUGAUGAGCUGCCUCCUCCCCAGGUGCAGCCAGAGUCGCCAGAACCUGUGAGCCUCAAGGGUGUCCAGGGGCUUCCACCACUGGAGCUGGAGCCAGAGCCCACACCCGAGUGGGUGUCAGACAAGGGGCUGCAGCCCAGUACUCCACCUCCCAAACCACCACGCCUCUUCACGUGCUCAGAUUCUCAGGAGGAGGAGGAGGAGAAGCCUGCAGGGGGACUGAGUAGCAAGGGCACAGAGACAGGAGACGAAGACGCCUUCUCAAGUGCGUUGAUUGCUGGUCCCCAGGAGGCCAAGGAGGAGGGCAAGAAGCCAGGCUCAGAGUCUGACAGCUGUUCUUCGGGAACCUUGCUGGGUGAACCAAGCCUGGAAGAGCCAGUAGAGGAUGCUAGCCCUCCUGCGUCUGGGCGCUGCCUGUCUCUGUCCACCAGCUGCCCUGAGGGUCCUGCCCCCACACCCUGUUACUCAAAGAGCCUGGAUCCUCAGAGUCAGCAGAUCUGGGGGGCUUUGGAGAGAGGAGAAGGUCCCGAGGCGCCUGAGGCCCAGGGCCAGGGACCAGCAGGAGAGGAGCUUGGGCCCCUUCCAGGCAGCUCCCAACAGGCUGCUGUGUGGGCCUUGGAGGAGGAUGCCUUGAACCCCUUCUUAUCUCAUGGGAGCCAAGAUCCCCCCAGCCUCCCGUCCACAUCCCCUCCGGGGUCCAGGGAAUCGUCCAUCUACUCUGGCCCAGAAGAGCUGCCCACCCCACCAGAGCCAGCCUUUCCACCGCCCCCUCUCCCGCCCUGGGCCAGCCACCGCCAUGGGGGGCCCAGCCCUCCGUGCUCUCCCCUACCUGGAUCCUGGCCCCUGACCUCUUCCUCCCCGCCCCCCAGGGAGCCAGCCUCCCCCAAUGGGGGCUCCCCUGCCCCACUUGGGGACGACCACGCUGCAGCCACCCCAGCCUCCCCGCUUGUGCUUCUGCCCUUGGAGACACGACCAGCUGAGGAGCCACAGUCCAGUGCCAGUCCCCACCCUGUGAAGCCUCUCAGUGCAGCCCCUGUGGAGGGCAGCCCUGACAAGAAGCAGUCCCGCUCCAGUCUGAGCACAGCCCUGAGCAGUGGGCUGGAGAAGCUCAAGACAGUCACAUCUGGCAGUGUUCAGACUGUGGCUCCGGCACCCCAGGUUGGCCAGACUGUGGAUACCAAGAGGCUGAAGGAUUCAGGUGUACUGGACCAGUCGGCCAAGUACUAUCAUCUGACCCACGACGAGCUCAUCGGCCUGCUCCUACAACGGGAGCGGGAACUGAGCCAGCGGGACGAGCACGUGCAGGAGCUGGAGAGCUACAUUGACCGGCUGCUGGUGCGGAUCAUGGAGACCUCACCCACACUGCUGCAGAUCCCCCCUGGCCCCCCCAAGUAGCCUUCUUCACCCCCACUUCCCAGGAGGGUUGGCGUGGACCCUCUGCCUAGACAGGGCUCACACCCUCCCUACUGAACUCACUCACCUGGGGCAGGGUGCGGGCUGUCCUCUGUUGUCACCCCUUGCUCCCUCUUCCUCCUGCCUCAACUGAGGCUGCUGGAAUGGGGGGCCUUUGGACUCCCAUUGGAGAUGGGUCACUCUAUUUUCAUACCCCUUAGCUUUGGGGGCUCCAGGAAUUGGAACAAAGAAUUUAGCCCUCAAGACGGAGCAGGGGUGAGCUGCAAUUUGAUGUGGUAUCUGAGACAUACUUUAUUACCCCACAGGGAUGGUCAGCCAUUUCUUCCACAGCUAAACCCUUGUCUUCUUCAUCUCCCUCCAGCCCCUGGGGGGCUCCUAGUAUUAGUAUUACAGCUGUGGCAGAGACCAAGCUGCUCAUUUGUCUGUGCAUUAUGGGCAACCAGGGCACCUACUCUUCAGCCUCAUGUCCUUUCCCCUGAGAGCAAGGAACCUAUAUGGUCUAGUGUCGUGUCUGCUGUGUCCUGAAUCUGUCCAUUUCCAGCUGUUUCUGGAGCGACUGCAGUGCGGAUGGAGGGAGAUGAUAUGUAUUUUUCAGGUCACUCCCUGCCUUCCUCUUCUGAUUUUUCCAUGAGUGUCACAUGUGACUAUGUGGAGAGCUGGGGCAUGUAGGGGGAUAGCACCUCCUUACCCACUUCCAAGGUGUGGACCCCUCCAGGCCUCUGGGCUUUGGAUGGCUUACGUUUGGGAAUCAAACCUCCAUUCCUGUUCUCGUUGCCCAUCCAGAUGUCAAAACUCUGUGCUGCUACAGGGUUUGAACUUGGAAACAGAUUAAAAUGUGCCUUUUUGUGGGUGGGAUCAAAGGCCUCUGGAUGUAGGCCCCACCCCUUGUUUGGUAUGCUCCCCGCCCUCCCUCCCCACCACCCCAACACAUGGGGCUGGAUUUGGCAGCGCCCUGGGAUGAGAAUGGAGGAUGGGGCAGCUGGGUUUAGCUGUGUGUUCUGCCCUCCCCUAGAGAUAAUUUCAAUUAAGGAUCUGACCAAGCUGCUGCUGUUCCCUUAACCUUCCUGUUGUCUUCUCUUACUCUCUCAACCCCAAUUGAGGGGGGUCCUAGGAAAGAAACUACAUUCUGGAAGUGGGAGGUCACACUCUGCCUAUGCUUAGGAGAAGGACUUUGUUGUCCUCCCAUCCAUGCACUAUCUGCUGUCCCAGCCUGUCCCUUCUGCUCCAUGGCCUUGCCUGGCUUGGCUGCAGUGCACUUUGCAACGAAGUCUGUCCUUUAGCCCAGCCCUGGUUUGCUUUCAGAAAACACAGUAGGCUUCCCCAGGGCAUCUUCAGGGGACCUUUGGUGGCUUGGGGUACCCUGCCUUAGCAAAGUUGUGGGGAGGCUACUUUUGACCCAGUGAGGAGGUGAGAGCUCCUUUUGAGAUGGCCUCUUCUUCAUGAGUGGGCCUGUGUGGUUACUCUGUGGGGUUGGAAAGCCUUGGAAGGAGAUGUGCUCUGUGGGGGGAUGUCUUCUGCCAGGAUGAAGCGGAGGAGCCCCACAUAGGGGGGAAGCCCCUAUAACAUUAUCUACCUUAAGGACCACUCAUCAAAGUGAGGAAAGUGUCCACAGGUACCCAGGACUUGGGUCAUUGGUCAUGUUCUUUUGGGAUCAUUGGGAGUUGGAUGGGUGUCUCUUCUGGGGGAAGGGAGUCACUCUUCUACUAGGUAUUCCUCUGGGCUCUAUUCAGCCCCAGCCCUGACCCUCACUUUCCAUUCAUCCUUGAUUAUGGGCCUCUAAAAUUCCCAGGUCGGGGAUGUCUUUGAAAUAGUUUGAAGUCGAAGCCCAAGGUUCUCAUUGGACAUUUCUGUUCCUGGGCACAUGUUGGAGGAGGGCUGUGGAUGGGGUGGGCAGGGAGCAGGCACAGUUCUGCUUUGCCCUUCGUCUUCCUAGUUGUAACUCCUGUUUAUAAAAAGCUUGUUCUUCAUGUUUUGAGCACUUUAUGAAGAAUAAAAAGUUCAUAGACUGCA